AUGGCAAAUGACAGUGACAACCACCAAUCUCUGAAUAAGGAAAUCCGAGAGAGCGAUGAAGUUGAGCUCAACGAGUUCGACGGAAUCAAUCAAUUACAUGAAUUUGACCAAUUGAAUGAGUUAAGAGAAAUUCUGGCCGAUGACCUGAAUCCAGGAAACCAGAACGCAAUUAAUUCGUCCGACACCCCUGGAAAUAGCGACGACGAAAUCGACUAUGAUCCCGAUGAUCGUCGCCCAAUUUCGCCGUCGAAAAUUUUUUAUUAUUCAGAUACUUGGUACACCGAUGAAGUCAAAUUUGUCACCCCAAAAAAGCGUAGAGAACACGAAAAUGAGCUUAAAGCAUGGCGCGAAAGACGCUGGGCUAAAAUUCGAGAAGAAUGGAACAACAACAACAAAUCCAAGUACAAUCCGUACCAGCCACAAAACAUUGCCACUCAUCCAACGCCGUCUUGGGCCUCCAUUAAACUGGAAUCAUCCGAGGGAGAAGCUCCCAAUUUUUUCGGAGCUGAACUUGAAGCCGCUAGUGCCGCGGACAGGGAUAUUUCCGAGGAGAAUCCAUCUCGCCGUAGAUUGCCGUGGGCAAAUGAGAGACCAGAAGAGAAUUCUGAUACGGAUUCCGAUGAGCAAGAUGCCAAACGCGACAUUUAG
Caenorhabditis bovis is the source of this 648-nucleotide messenger RNA. The record is from the annotation of a GenBank genome assembly. Lineage: Eukaryota; Metazoa; Nematoda; Chromadorea; Rhabditida; Rhabditidae.